Molecule: messenger RNA, 894 nt
Organism: Suillus fuscotomentosus
Lineage: Eukaryota; Fungi; Basidiomycota; Agaricomycetes; Boletales; Suillaceae
Product: plant expansin
Exons: 5
Coding region: 134-766 (210 amino acids)
Source: RefSeq, a predicted model, not a curated record
CCACAUUCGCAACACUCGUCCUGUCCCUCAUUGCUACGUCUGCAGUAUCUGCGCUCGUCGUUCCUCGCACAUCUGCCCCUCAAGGCUGGGACACCUCAGCUCUUGAGGUUUGUCAAUCUAUCCCUUGUGAAUUAUGACCCUGUGUCCUGACACCGUUUCUCAGCCCUAUGACACCUACCACUGUAGAUAUGUUGCAAUCCAGUGCCAGACCCAGCACAACACGCAAUUCUUUUCUGACUGCUGCCACCCCCUUGCGGCCGGCGAGAGCGCUAGCGCUCUUCCCGCUCAGUGCCAGAUGCCCUCUGGUGUCACCUGCAGCAAUGGUGAACCUGUAUCGAAUGCUUCUCCUGCAUCCUCUGCCCCCGUCGCUGCCCCUGCUCCGACUACCACCUCUACCACGGAGGCAGUAUCGACGACCGCGCCAUCGACUGGUUCUAGCGACAGCAGCCUGAACUAUGGCGGAUAUGCAACUUACUUCUACCAGGAAGGCAACCCAGGCGCAUGUGGAACAGUUCACUCUGAUUCUGACUUCAUCUGCGCUAUGGAUCAAUCUCGUUAUGGCAACUCUGGCAAUACUUCCCCUCUUUGUGGUCAACAGGUCCAAAUCACCAAUCAGAUCAACGGCAACACUGUCGUGGUUACGAUUGCUGAUGACUGCCCGACUUGUCAGAACUCGAACUCCAUCGACCUUUCUGUUGCUGCCUUCCAAGCUCUAGACGACCUCUCCGUCGGCGAUCUUCCCAUUACCUGGAAAUUCCUUAAUUAGUUGUCUCUUAGCAGACACUGUGUGCCUCUUCCAUUGUUCACUGUUUUCUUUGUCGCAUUGAUGCGUUAUUUGGUUUGACGGGCUAGUCCCGUUGGAGCGUGGUAGCUGGCCUUGGCGUUCAGGACAUC